UAUUUUUUCUUUAACAUCACGCGUCAUAUCUCUCUCAUUUCAUCUUAAUUCUCUCGUAUGUUGUUUGAUUGGGAGGGUCAACAAAACAUGAACCUUUUAUUUCUAUUUUUCAUGUUCGGUGAAACAUAUUUUGUCAAGAGCAAGGAAUUCAUCUGUUGAUCAAGGAUCAAGAUAAAAAAUAGUUUCAAUUUUCAACAUGACAGUCAAAUCCAUUUGCACUAAAAUAAGUUCAAGAUCACAGGAACUUCUUAACUGAAAAUUAAGCAAAAAUACGUAUGCACCAUAGUGGUUCCAUUAUAAAUUAUAAUGCCUAAGAACAAGGUUCAAUGGACUCCUGUUGGCCUAAGAAAUUCACUGAAUGAAUAACCUGUACAACAUUUUUCUGUUUCAAAGGGCACAAUAGUCAGUUUCAACAGUCUUAGUUGACUUUGCUAAACAGAACAAAACACAACCUUCUAUUCUAUGUUUUCAUUCCAACACGACCAGGUCAUACCUCAGACCCUUUCUCCCAUUCAAACUCUACAUAAUAUCUAGAUUCUGUGGCAGUUGGAGUUCAGCCCCAAGCCAUGAACAACAUGAAUAACAAACCAUGUUUCUUCUGGCUUUCUCUUCUAAUCUCCUGCUUCUUCCUUCACACCUACACUUCCCUUGCUGCUUUGACCACCAUCUCAGCCAAUCAAUCUCUUUCUGGUGACCAAACUCUUGUCUCCAAAGAUGGGAACUUUGAACUGGGUUUCAUCAAUCCAGGCAACUCCUCUAGAUACUACAUAGGCAUGUGGUACAAAAAGGUGUCAAGAAGAACAUAUGUUUGGGUAGCCAAUAGAGAUGACCCUGUUUCUGAUAAGAAUUCUGCCAUCUUAACAAUAUUGCGUGGUAAUUUAGUGCUCUUGGAGAAUGGGAAUCUAGUUUGGUCAACGAAUUUGAGCUCUCCUAGCUCUGGUUAUGUAGAAGCUGUGCUUCUUGGUAAUGGGAACCUGAUAUUAAGCAACAAGCCUAAUGCAUCAGAAUCAGAAUCUCUGUGGCAGAGUUUUGAUCAUCCAACAGAUACAUGGCUUCCAGGUGGUAGAAUCAAACUGGACCACAAAACGAAGAAGCCUCAGUAUCUGACUUCAUGGAAGAACUAUGGAGAUCCAUCAACAGGGCAAUUCUCUCUGGAACUGGACCCCAAUGGAACCAGUGCAUAUCUGAUUCUAUGGAACAAAACUGAGCAGUAUUGGACCAGUGGUGCUUGGAAUGGACAUAUUUUCAGUUUGGUUCCGGAAAUGAGGCUUAACUACAUUUACAAUUUCACCUUUGUGUCGAAUGAGAACGAGAGUUACUUCACCUACACCGUGUACAAUACUUCCCAACUAUCUCGUUUCGUGAUGGAUGUCACGGGGCAGAUCAAGCAAUUUACUUGGCUGGAAGUUUCUCAGGAAUGGAACUUGUUCUGGUCACAGCCAAGGCGCCAAUGCGAGGUUUAUGCUGUUUGUGGUGCAUUUGCGAGCUGCACUGAGACAUCCCAGCCAUACUGUAAUUGUGUAACUGGCUAUGACCCAAAGUCACGAUCUGAUUGGGAUCUAGGAGAUUACACAGGUGGGUGUGUGAAAUCAACGAAGUUUCAAUGUGAGUCAUCCAAUUCCUCUAAGGGGGCAAAAGACAGGUUUUUAACAAUGCCAAACAUGGCUUUGCCUGAACAUGCUGAACUUGUGGGAGCUGGUAGUGUUGGUGAAUGUGAGUCAACUUGCUUUAGCUACUGUUCCUGCAAAGCUUAUGCUUUUAACAGCAGUGGUUGUUCAUUCUGGAAUGGGGAUCUCUUGAAUUUGCAACAGCUUACUCAGGAUGAUAGUACAGGACAGACUUUGUUUCUCAAACUUGCAGCAUCUGAGUUUCAUGAUUCUAAGAGCAGCAAUGGGAUAAGCAUUGGUGUUAUUGUCGGUGCUGUUGGUGGUGGUGUUGUGGCGAUUCUUCUAGCUCUUGUUGUAAUAGUGGUGCUGAGGCGAAGUAAGAGACAAGGUGGAGCAAGAACUAGGAUGGAGGGGUCAUUGACUGCAUUUGCUUACAGAGAUUUGCAACAGGCCACAAAGAAUUUCUCAGAAAAACUGGGAGAGGGAGGUUUUGGUUCUGUCUUCAAAGGAACAUUGUCUGAUUCAAGCGUUGUAGCAGUGAAGAAGCUAGAAAGCAUUAGCCAAGGUGAGAAGCAGUUCAGAACAGAAGUGAGCACAAUUGGAACAGUUCAACAUGUCAACCUUGUCAGGCUUCGUGGGUUCUGUUCUGAAGGUGCUAAGAGGCUGCUGGUUUAUGAUUACAUGCCAAACACUUCCUUGGAUUCAUGCCUGUUUCAGGAGAAGGAAAACUCCAAGGUGAUGUUGGGUUGGAAAGUGAGGUACCAAAUUGCUCUUGGAACAGCAAGGGGAUUGGCUUAUCUUCAUGAGAAGUGCAGGGACUGCAUCAUACACUGUGAUGUGAAGCCAGAGAACAUCCUCCUGGAUGCAGAUUUGUGUCCCAAGGUAGCAGAUUUUGGCCUUGCCAAGCUUGUAGGAAGAGACUUCAGCAGGGUCCUAACUACCAUGAGAGGAACAAGAGGCUAUCUUGCACCAGAGUGGAUCUCUGGAGUGGCUAUCACUGCCAAAGCUGAUGUUUACAGCUAUGGAAUGAUGCUUUUUGAGAUUGUUUCCGGAAGGAGAAACUCUGAUCCUUCUGAAGAUGGCCUAGUUAAGUUCUUUCCCACUUUUGCUGCAAACACAGUGCAUCAAGGUGGGAAUGUGCUUACCCUGGUGGAUCCUAGGUUGGAGGCUGAUGCUAGUGUUGAGGAGGUUACUAGAGUCAUCAAAGUUGCUUCUUGGUGUGUUCAAGAUGAUGAAGCUCACAGGCCUUCCAUGGGUCAGGUUGUUCAGAUCCUUGAGGGGGUUUUGGAUGUGACUUUGCCUCCAAUUCCAAGAGCACUCCAAGCCUUUGUUGAUAACCAGGAGCACAUAGUUUUCUUCACUGAUUCAGCUUCCGCGGUCUCCACCAAGAGUUCACAGCAGGUGAAGAGCAACGUCUCAACACAGUCUUCUCAUUCCAAAAGCAACAGCUCCUCUAGUACCCAGUCCUGAAGACAAAGUUACAAUUAGUUGUUUCUUAUUUUGAUUGAGGUGUUUGAUUGUGUAACUAUGUAAGGGUUGUUUAACCAAAAAUUUGUUUAUAAAAAUUGAAAUAAAGAAGUGGGUGUAAUUUCCAACA
Lotus japonicus is the source of this 3204-nucleotide messenger RNA. Its product is annotated as G-type lectin S-receptor-like serine/threonine-protein kinase At2g19130. Gene Ontology annotation, biological process: protein phosphorylation; recognition of pollen. NCBI's taxonomy places the organism in Eukaryota, Viridiplantae, Streptophyta, Magnoliopsida, Fabales, Fabaceae. Gene Ontology annotation, molecular function: protein serine/threonine kinase activity; ATP binding. The transcript has a single exon. The coding region runs from base 567 to 3077 and encodes 836 amino acids. The record is from RefSeq and is a predicted model, not a curated record.